Messenger RNA from Enhydra lutris kenyoni (northern sea otter), 2021 nucleotides. Its product is annotated as immunoglobulin like domain containing receptor 2. NCBI's taxonomy places the organism in Eukaryota, Metazoa, Chordata, Mammalia, Carnivora, Mustelidae. Gene Ontology annotation, cellular component: membrane. The transcript is spliced from 10 exons. Bases 64 to 1995 code for a protein of 643 amino acids. The record is from RefSeq and is a predicted model, not a curated record. Gene Ontology annotation, biological process: pancreas development.
GCCGCGCGCUGCCGCCGGCCCCCGCUUCGCCCGCUGCUCCAGCCGCAUGGGAAGUUGGGGAACAUGGACGGGGUCGUGCUGGCGUGGACCGCCGUCUUCUGGCUAACAGCCAUGGCUGACGGCCUUCAAGUCACGGUGCUCGACAAGAAGAAGGUGGCCAUGCUCUUUCAGCCUACCGUGCUCCGCUGCCACUUCUCCACGUCCUCCCGACAGCCUGCCGUCGUGCAGUGGAAGUUCAAAUCCUAUUGCCAGGAUCGCAUGGGGGAGUCCUUGGGCAUGUCCUCUACCCGGGCCCAGUCUCUCAGCAAAAGAAACCUGGAAUGGGACCCCUACUUGGAUUGCUUAGACAGCAGGAGGACUGUCCGCGUGGUAGCUUCAAAACAGGGCUCGACCGUCACCCUGGGAGAUUUCUACAGGGGCAGAGAGAUCACGAUCGUGCAUGAUGCAGAUCUUCAAAUUGGAAAACUCAUGUGGGGAGACAGCGGACUCUAUUACUGUAUCAUCACCACCCCCGAUGACCUGGAGGGCAAAAACGAGGACUUGGCCGAGCUGCUGGUGUUGGGCAGGACAGGGCUGCUUGCUGACCUCUUGCCCAGUUUUGCUGUGGAAAUUAUGCCAGAGUGGGUGUUCGUCGGCCUGGUGAUCCUGGGAGUCUUCCUCUUCUUCGUGCUGGUGGGGAUCUGCUGGUGCCAGUGCUGCCCGCACAGCUGCUGCUGCUACAUCCGCUGCCCUUGUUGUCCGGAGUCCUGCUGCUGCCCUCAGGCCUUGUAUGAAGCAGGGAAAGCAGCAAAGGCCGGGUACCCUCCCUCUGUCUCCGGUGUCCCCGGCCCUUACUCCAUCCCCUCUGUCCCCCUGGGAGGAAACCCCCCAGCCGGCAUGCUGAUGGACAAGCCGCACCCGCCCCCCCUGGCACCAAGUGACUCCACGGGAGGCAGCCACAGUGUUCGCAAAGGUUACCGGAUUCAGGCUGACAAAGAGAGAGACUCCAUGAAGGUCCUGUACUACGUCGAGAAGGAGCUGGCUCAGUUUGAUCCAGCCAGAAGGAUGAGAGGCAGAUAUAACAACACCAUCUCCGAGCUCAGCUCCCUGCAUGAGGACGACAGCAAUUUCCGCCAGGCCUACCACCAGAUGAGAAGCAAGCAGUUCCCGGUGUCCGGGGACUUGGAGAGCAAUCCUGACUACUGGUCCGGGGUCGUGGGAGGCAGCAGCGGGGCCAGCCGGGGGCCCUCGGCCAUGGAGUAUAACAAGGAGGAUCGGGAGAGCUUCAGGUACAGCCAGCAGCGCUCCAAGUCCGAGAUGCUGUCGCGGAAGAACUUCGCCGCCGGCGUGCCCGCCGUGUCCAUGGACGAGCUGGCCGCCUUCGCCGACUCGUACGCCGCGCGCUCCCGCCGGGCCGACGGCGACAGCCACGAGGCGCGGGGCGGCGGCCGCUUCGAGCGCUCGGAGGCGCGCGCGCUGGGCGGCUUCUACCCCGACGGCUCGCCCGACGAGUACUACGGGCCGCGCGGCCGCAGCCGGGAGCCCCUGGGCGACGCGGGCCGCGCCUGGGCGCCCAGCCCCCCGCGCCGGCGGCCGGACGACGCGCCGCUGCCGCGCCUGGUGAGCCGCACGCCGGGCACCGCGCCCAAGUACGAGCACGGGCCGCGCGCCGGGGGGCUGGAGCGCCAGGCGCGGCCCGAGGGCGCCAGCCGCGGCGGCAGCCUGGAGACGCCGUCCCGGCUGAGCGCGCAGCUCGGCCGCCGCAGCGCCUCCUACUACGCCUGGUCGCCGCCCUCCACCUACAAGGCGGCCGCGCCGCAGGACGAUGACGACGACGACGACGACGACGACUCCGCCGACGACCCGCUGCCGCCCUACAGCGAGCGCGAGCUGAGCCGCGGCCCGUCCUACCGCGGCCGCGACCUGCCCUACCACAGCAACUCGGAGAAGAAGCGCAAGAAGGAGCCCGCCAAGAAGACGAGUGACUUUCCAACCAGGAUGUCCCUUGUGGUCUGAUGUUUGUUUUGAAGACACUUCUCUGG